CUCCUUUUCUCAACGUUCCUAUUUUCAAAAUGCCAUUGGAGGCAACUCUUUGAAAUGUUGCCCUUAUCGGUCUGAUAAUUUAUUAAUAAUACCCUGUGUGUGCUUAUAAAAUCCCUCAAGACAGACAACCCACAUUCUUCUUCUUCUUCUUCUUCCUGCCUGAUUUGCAGGGAAGCGUGGAAAUCUAGCAUACUUCUUCAAUGGGGUGCUUUCUUGCUUGUUUUGGGUUCACCAAGAAAAGGAGAAGGACAAAGGGUAGGAGCAAAAAUGCAUCUGGAGACCAAAGUUAUGGAAGGUAUGUACCUCUGGACUGUGAUGUUACGGUCAAACUUGAAUGUGAUGAGAUGCAGAAGGCCUCAGCAACUGAGCUUAGAGAUAAGCCUAAAGAAUCGUCGACCGCAAAAAUAAAGAAAAAAGUGAGCUUCAAUUUGAAUGUCAAGACUUAUGAGCCACUUCCUAAUGAUGAGCUUAGUAAUUGCAAUCUUUCUGAGGGUGAGGAGAAGACAAUGUGGGAAUAUAAUCAAGAAGAAACAGCUGGAGCAAGCAUGAAAUAUUUCAAUUAUGAAGACAAUUUGAUGGCAUCAAAGAUUGGAUCAUUCCCUUCGAAUUAUAGAUAUCAAAAUUGCAGAGAUAGCUAUGAUGAAGAGGAUGAGAUGGAACUAGAGGAUAGCGAUCUAGAUGAUGAGGAUGAACUUGACUUUGAUGAAGAUGAUAUUGGUGAAAGCUAUGAUUUCAGAAGUCAAAAACUAUGCCAAGCAUCAGUGGAAGAAGAGGGAAAAGUUACAACCGAUCAAUUGGCAGAAAAAGGAAGCAAUCUUAUGCAGCCUCAAGUUCUGCAGCAUCAAGAACAUAACAAAACUGAAUCAAACCAAAAUGCUCGAAACAGGAGUCACAAUGUCUUUUCUGUGCUUGCUCCAGUUGAAAAUCUCACUCAAUGGAAAGAGGUUAAAGCUAAAACUAGACAGCAAUUGAAGCAUCAGAAGGAAAACAUAGUGUUAGAGCAAGAGCAGCAUAUGCCCUUAUGUACGAAGAAGAGCUCCGAACCUUUAGCUUUGAACUCAUCAGUGGAUUUGAAUCAAUUCAAGCCUCAGAGUCAUGAAAUUGCAGUUGAUGCUAGCCUUUCAAACUGGUUGGUUUCUUUCAAUGGUAAGGACAGCAAUGCUGCAAUAGCAAACGCCCAUCAAAAAAGAUCAAGAUGGAUGCAUCAGACUCGCUCCGCAGAUGAGAUAGAACUACUCUAAGCACCAAGGAAAAGCUGUCGGCUUCACCACCAAAAUACCAUACGUUCUCAAAACUGUUUCUGGAUUUGUGCAGAAUAGAACAGACAUUGCAUUUUCUCUCAUAAAAGAACAGACAUUGCAUUUUCUUGGAAAGCUCCACCCUGCCCAGGUGUUGAAUUGUUUUCUGAAUAAGACAAGGCAAGGGCGUCUUGUUACAUUUGUCUUUAUCUUGUACUUUUCAGCUUGAUUGCUUUUAUAUCUUUAGUGAUAAUGGGAAAUUGCUGUGAAUCUGUAAUUCAUUGUAUUCUUUUUUCAAUGCAAAUGAAGUAAACAAUACCUA
Messenger RNA from Coffea eugenioides, 1560 nucleotides. RefSeq lists its product as uncharacterized. Gene Ontology annotation, biological process: male meiosis II. The coding region runs from base 201 to 1241 and encodes 346 amino acids. NCBI's taxonomy places the organism in Eukaryota, Viridiplantae, Streptophyta, Magnoliopsida, Gentianales, Rubiaceae. The transcript has 3 exons. The record is from RefSeq and is a predicted model, not a curated record.